CCGAUGCUAGGCUAACUAUCGUUAGCUACCGGGAGCGGACAUGUUGUACCGACCCUUCCGUGAAUAAACAUCGCUGUAAGCGGGCAUUCAGGAGUUUAGGGUUUCGCUCGGAGCUUUGGGCAAUCAUGGACGCCGUCAACGCCUUUAACCACGAGUUAUUCUCGUUGAUGGACUCCAAGCCCCCAAUCUCAAGGGCUAAGAUGAUCUCCAUCACCAAGUCAGCCAUCAAAGCUAUGAAACUCUACAAACACGUGGUCCAGAUUGUGGAAAAAUUUAUCAAAAAGUGUAAGCCUGAGUACAAGGUAGCGGGCUUGUAUGUGGUGGAUUCCAUUGUUAGGCAGUCUAGACACCAGUUCGGAUCAGACAAGGACGUGUUUGGCCCAAGGUUCACCAAAAACAUUACAGGAACCUUUGAGAACCUUUGCCUUUGCCCAGUAGAGGACAGGAGUAAGAUCGUGCGGGUGUUGAACCUGUGGCAGAAGAAUGGGGUGUUCAAGAUUGAGGUUAUUCAGCCGCUCCUGGACAUGGCAGCUGGCUCGAGCAGUGCUGCUGCACCCUACACAGGAUCAGAUGACCCAGGUUCUUCCCCACCUCCAGCCAAAGAGCCGGUUACUGCAGUAACGGCAAACUCCACCAUGACACCGGCUGCUCAGCUGCAAAACUCUGAUGCCUUUGCUGCUGUGGCGCAGCUCUUCCAGUCCACGCAGGGUCAGCAGCUUCAGCAGAUGCUCCAGAACUUUCAGCAGCAGCCAGUGAAGCCUGACACCAACACUCCGCCUCCUGUCCCUACCGUUCAAACACAGGCCCCGAAUGUCACCACUGGCCAGGGCAUGGUCACCCCGCAGCCACCUCUGCCCACCCAAGCUGCUCAGCAGAAGACAGCAUUUGACAAGAAGUUGCUGGACCGGUUCGACUAUGAUGAUGAACCAGAGGUUGGAGAAGAAACAAAAAAGGAUGAAAUGUCAUCACAAGCCUCUUUUAUGCAGCAGCCUCCAGCCUUCCCACAGCACAUGGAGCACUUUAAACCAUCGAUGCUUAACAUGUUUCAAGACCUCUCACAACAGGCUCCUCUGCCUCCGAAUGGACAGCCUCAGGCUUAUGGUUUACCUCCAGGACAAAGCUUCCCAGUUAUGAUGCCUCAUAUGGGGCAUGCUUUGCCAGGCCAGACGCUCCCUGGUUCUACUGGCCCACCAAGCUUCCCAGGAGUAUUUCCUCCCCAAAAUACCGCCCAGCAACAACAGGAUUUGUCUGUGGAUGUGGACCGAUCGUCUAUGAGAGAUGGCAGACACGGUCGACGGUCGAACUCAGGCUCCAGGUCUCCAAAGCGGAGGAGGUCACGGUCUAAUUCCCGUACACGACGAUCCAGGCACAGGCGGUCGCGCUCUCGCUCCAGAGACCGUCGUCACCAUUCCCCACGCUCGCGCUCGCAGGAGCGCAGGGAGAGAGAGAAGGAGAGAGAGCGACGGCAGAAAGGCCUCCCACCACCCAAGAGCGAGACACUAAGCAUUUGCAGUACAACUCUGUGGGUGGGCCAGCUGGACAAGAGAACACAACAGCAAGAUGUUGCCUGUUUACUGGAGGAGUUUGGGCAGAUAGAGUCCAUCAAUAUGAUUCCUCCGCGGGGCUGUGCCUAUAUCGUCAUGAUACAUAGGCAAGAUGCUUUCAGGGCUCUGCAGAAGCUUAGUAGAGGAUCUCACAAAGUGAACCAGAAAACUAUCAAGAUUGCUUGGGCUUUGAACAAAGGCAUAAAGUCUGAGUUUAAACAGUACUGGGAUGUGGAGAUGGGUGUCACCUUUAUACCAUGGUCUAAAAUCAGAGAGACCCAGUUGGAGGAGCUAAAAGAAGGAGGAAUAUUGGAUCCAGACACCUUAUCACCAGAGUGGAGUGGAGCGAGGAAGACUCUUGGCCUCCUGGAGGAACUCACCCACAACGGCCGUUCUGAGCCCCAGCAGCCUGAGGAACCACAAGUAAUACCUGUGGCUGCCGCAGCUGCUCCUCCUGCACAGGUUCCUCCAAUGCAGCAGCCAAUGGUUGGUGUGGGUUCUCUCCAGCCUCCUGUUUUUCCUGGUCCCAUAGGCCUGCCUCCACCUUCCUUCCCUCCAGGCGUCCCCCCUCCUCCUUUUAUCAGACCUGGCUUCAACCCUAUGCAGCUUCCUCCAGGUUUUCCUCCCCCAGGUGCGAUGCCCCUGGGUCCCCCACCUCCCUCCAAAGGUGGAGUUGAAGACCCGCCUCUGGAUCCAGUGGGUCUUGGCAACAGGAAACAUGACGAGGUCCCGGAAGGUCCCAACAUUUUCAACAACCAGAUAGGACCUUUGGGUAACCCAGUAGGUGGACCUCCAGGUUCUCUCCCAAGUGGUCCUCCAGGAAACAUCCCACCCCCGUCUGCUGGUUUGCUUGGCGCGCGGCCCGGUAUAAUCCCGCUCCAGCGUCCUCCGGGUCCCCCACCACCACACAUACGUUUCCCUCCACCCCACGGGCCAAGACCUCCUCACUCCAGCUUGCCUCCUAUGCCCCCACAGAUGAUACCCAGAGGGCCACACCCUCAAAUAAUGCAUCAUGACACUCCUCCACCUAAAGGGGGCUUUGGGAUGCUCCCUCCCCACAAUAUAAGGGCUCCUUUCCCUCCACAUGGCCCACCUCCUCAAGGUCCUCCUCCUCCUUUUAUCAGACCAGGGGGACCACGCGCCCUGGAUGGGCCAGAAGAAAUGGACAGCAGACCAUUCAGGGGAGACAGGCCUGGGUUUAGGGACCGAGAGCCAGAGAGGGACAGGGACUGGGAUCGAGACAGGGACAGGGACAGAGAGAGGGACAGAGGCUUUGGAGGUGGAAGGCGUCCAUUUGGUGAUGGAGGGAGGGGAGGAAGUGGUGAUAGAAUGGAUGGAAGGGACCGGCUCGGAGGCUGGCAGGAAGAAGGAGGAGAUCACCGGGGAGGAGGAUGGGAGAGAGACAGAGAUCGGGAUAGAGACCGCGAUCGAGACAGAGACAGACGGGACUGGAGGGAGAGGCGAAACAGCCUGGAUAGCGACAGGGAGCGAGGGAGGGGAGAUGAUGGGGAGAGGGAUCGAGGGAGGGGAGAGGGAGGAGGGAGAGGGAGGGUAGAAGGUGGGAGUCAAAACAGAGGCAGAGGAGCUGAAGGAAAAGAAGGGGACAAGCCAAGGAGAGAACGCCGAGAGAGGACCACGCGGUGGGACAGGGACGAUCGAUUGGCCGAACUGGAAAAAAUGGACAUAUUUCGGACCUCUAACACCACAGAGCAACCCCGGGUGACCCCUGCGGUUACCACGGAAACCAGUAAAGAACCAAGUGCGGAAGCUUCUGAAAAGAAGGCAGAAUCUGAACUUUUAUCUCCGUCCCCAGGGGUAACUGCUGCUGCAGGAGAGCCGAAGCCCUCCGAGCCCUCACCUUCAGCUCAAAGUGAGCCCACAGAAGCAAAACAGGAAGCAGCAUCAUAGACUGGCUCACUGCUCCUUCAGUCAGAGACUGCUGUGAACCACUGAAGAUUUAAAAAAAAAAAAAAGGUGUUUUUUCACUCUGAGUCAGCCUCAACUCCUGGCAUAUGAAUUCUAACUCGUCACAGUUUAUCAGUUGGUAAUUGACAGUUUCUGGGCAGUAACACGCGUCUUGAAAACAAACAUCUCCCACGUGCUGUCAAACAUGUAAAACGGAUGUUUUCUGACAUUACAGCUUAUGGUCAAAUUUAGCUUUCGUUUUUUGAAACACAUGACAACACAAGAAUCGGUUUGGUAAAAUUGCUAUAGUUAAAUAUUGGCUGUUAACUGUUUUUCCCCUAAGUUAUAUGAAUUAACAGACUGCUUGCAUGUUAACAUAAUGUCCAUUUGAGGUUAAUUUGAUUUUAGCUUUUAUGUUUUUACUCAGAUUGGUGUGCAAACGGAGGAUCAGCUGACUUGUAUGACAAAUUUCUUUUUACCUCAUUGCCUUAUCUGUGUGUCAGCAGGCACUCCUCAUUAAGAUGAAUAUGUUCUUUUUUUUUUUUUUUAUUUUUUUUUUUUUUAAAUCUGCCAAAAUGUAAUUUCAAAUACAAAAUUUCAAAUACUGGUCACAAUAUAGGCACCAUUUAUUUUUCUUUGUUUUCAUCUCAUUUUGUGUGUCAUGUUGGCUCCUCACUGCAAGAUCACCAUAGACUGUGGUAGCCUUAAAAUCCAAGUUACUUGUAGGUGUUUAAAAUUGAGAAAAAAAAUUACAAAUUGGGGAAAACAAGUCAAGAUAAAUUACACUGAGAAUUAGGCCUGAUACAUUGCUCUCAUGUAUUGUUGAGGUCUAUUGUUGGAUAAGUUCCCACUUUUCACCCUUUGAACUACAAUUUAUUUGAGACAGAACAAAGAGGAGCGCUGUCUUCAUUAUUUAGAAAUAUCCACUCUAAAUACAUGAUUUUAUUUCAUUUUUUAUGUAUUGCACUAGUCUAACAAACAUAGAAGCUGAUCUAAUUCUCACAAGGUCUGUGAACCAAAUGUGGUCCUCAUGUUUUGCUGAUAACAGGAAUCACACCCAAUUCCUUGCAGUAUAACUAACACUCAUAUAAUUCAUAAUAAUGUUUAGGGAACCAAGAACGCUUCACAUUAAUAGUGUAAGUCUUUCAUAUGUGCAUAUAAUCAUUGUAGCUGGAUACAAAAAUAUUGGAGAAAAACAAACCAUUGAAAAAAGCUCAAAACCAAGGACUUAAACAGUGGCAUAAUUAAAUUCAUUUUGCUUAACUAACAGUGUGACUGAUGGACCAGGAGGCAUUUCACAUAAGACAUUUCAAUAUAACAUGCAGAAAAAAUAAGAACAAAAGAAAAGGUAAAUCUUGUGUUAUAUCUCCCCUGGGAUAUUUAGGAGGUAAAGAUAUAAGGUGAUGUUAUAUAAGUGGGCUUUGUUUCAGACGUAUGAGUUGUCUACACAGAGAUAUUGGGAUAUCCAUUUGCAAAGAAAUGAACUUAAACCCAGAUUAGCUGCUCAGAACUCAUUAAAAAAAGAACAGAUUUUUCUCUUAAGUGGAUUUUCAUCAUGUUUUCUAUUAAUUCUUUUGACAGUCAAUUUUUCAAAACUAACAUUUACAUCCAAGUGGAAGUAAACUACCAUUCUAGGAUGUGUAUAUUUAGUAAUUUUUUUUUCUGUUGUCUGAAUUUGACUAAAUGUGUAACUUUAUUUUUCAGUCAAGGGAUAAAGUAGAACUUUUUGUAGAUUGAACACAUGUUGUGUAAUCCACAAAAAACUGCACAAAUUCAGGUGCCAGAGUGGAUUUUUGAGCAUUGUGUAUUCACACGUUAGAGGGCAGAUUCUAUAAGUUUUAUGUUUGUGGUCUUUCCUUUUCCCGGUGUGUGGGGAAAAAAGCAGAAAUCUCUUGGAUCAGACGAGACUUUUUUUUUUUUAUUUGUCACAUGUACUGUACGUCAGUCAAAUUCAGAUAGAAGCUGAUUUUGGCCACAAAAAUACAAUAUGUAACCCUGUAGCUGAAUUCUGUUUAGUCUUUGACACAGCUUUUAAACUCAGUAUCUGAUUCACUGCAGACAAACUGCAUCUGAUAUUAAGUUAACAUUUAAAGCCCAGAUUCUGCAAGCCCAACUCUUGUUCAUGAAUAAAUUUAACACAGAGGCACCAAGGACAAAACUAAAGUGACAAAAUGAAAUGUUGCUUGGGAGACACUGCUGUAAAUAUGCUUGUAUCACUGAUGAUUCAGAGGUGUAAUGGUAAUUGUUGUUAAUGAUCUGUGAUUUGUUUAUCUGAGAGAAGCAAACUGAUUUUGGAAGGAACGACAGAGGCCUCUUGCUUUAACUUUUUUUAAACUCCUAAUGGUUUGAAAGUUGACAGAUGUUUCUAUGAUUUGUUAAAAACACAAAAGACAUGGACAUUAAAUCUUCAAUAUUUCAGCCAGGGGAUAUUGUUUUUAAUAAAACU
This is a messenger RNA of Plectropomus leopardus (leopard coralgrouper), 5895 nucleotides long. It is a transcript of the gene scaf4a, whose product is annotated as SR-related CTD-associated factor 4a. Gene Ontology annotation, biological process: negative regulation of termination of RNA polymerase II transcription, poly(A)-coupled. Lineage: Eukaryota; Metazoa; Chordata; Actinopteri; Perciformes; Serranidae. The record is from RefSeq and is a predicted model, not a curated record. Gene Ontology annotation, molecular function: RNA binding; RNA polymerase II C-terminal domain phosphoserine binding. Gene Ontology annotation, cellular component: nucleus.